This is a messenger RNA of Vidua macroura (Pin-tailed whydah), 1067 nucleotides long. RefSeq lists its product as uncharacterized. The coding region runs from base 36 to 1067 and encodes 343 amino acids. The transcript is spliced from 2 exons. Lineage: Eukaryota; Metazoa; Chordata; Aves; Passeriformes; Viduidae. The record is from RefSeq and is a predicted model, not a curated record.
GACCCCCCUGAGGGCGCCGCUCCCUCACACCCGCCAUGGCGGCACCGCCGUCACCCCCGCAGCGCUCGCGGCACCCGGAGCUGCGCCACUCAGCAACCCGCGGCUGCCAGGUCUCGUCUCCGCACGCCACUUCACUCUCAGCCCCGGCAGCGCCUCCCGCCGCGACUCGGCGGAGUGCGGGACCGCUCUGGCGCUCCCCACACGAGCAGCGCUUCGGCCCCUCUCCCUGCACGCACCCACCUGUGGGGCGCCCUCGGCCGCCUCCAUCAUCGCCCCGCUUUAAGCGCUUAAAUAUCCCCGCGGCGGCACCGCCUGUGUCACGGACCGGGGCUGCGAACGGCAGUGCGGCCCUCCCCGCCUCCCCCCCCCCCCGGCCCGCCCCGCUCCGCAUCUUGUUUUCUCCAUACGCACUUGGAAAUGCGUAUGGAGAAAAGCGGGCUCGGGGCGGGGGGGGGGGGGGCACCGCUGUUAUUCCCGCUCUAAUCGGGAUACCCAAGGAACACCGAGGAAAACAACGCGGCGCAGCCCCGUUCUUUCUCCCCCCCACCACUCCGCGCUGUCACUUGGCUGCUUCCCCCAUGUCGCGAUGCACACACACCCCCCCCCCCCACCCCGCCAUGUCGCGACAGCGCCCCGCGCACCUGCCGCGCCGCGUCCCCCCCCCGCCCCCGACCCGCCGGGUCCUACCGGGGGUGCGGAGAAAGGGACGCUCGGUUCUCCCUCCCCGGUGGAAGCACCGCGAUGCCGGCGCUCCCCCAGAAAGGAAUAACCGGGGAAUAAUCGGCCGGGCAGGCACCGUGCGCAAGGAUGGACCCCGCUCCCGGAGGCUGCGGGAUCCGGUGCUCCUCUGCGGCCGCGGCGGGUCUCCGGUGCUGGAAGAGGCAGAAAAACAGCACCAAAAAAAAAAAUCCAAAACAACCAAAAGAAAAAUAAAAAUAAAAGAAAUAAGGCGGAAAAAAAAAACCCGUGUUUGUGUCGGACUGAGGAGGAGUAGAUGCGAGCGGUUCUGCCCGUGCGGGGUCGAUGCGGUGGUCGCUACCGCCGCGUUUAACUCCGCCAGUCGGUAG